CCAUGGUGCAAACUGAGCCUCCAAACCUCUCAGAACCCGCAAUUUUAUUCCCUCCGCACCGCCGGCGGCCACUUCUUAGCCGUACUUAUCGUACUCUUAUUGGAAUCCUUUCUCACUGCCAUUCCGUUCUUCCUCUUCAAGAGCAAACGCAAGUUGAUAAUGGUAAUACGGAAUCAAUACCAGUGUUUGAAGAAAAUCUAUCAAUCAAUAAUGAUAAAGGGACUUGGACUGAUUUAUUAGGUCCACUUGCCCAUGGCAAGGAUUCAAGAAAUGAAUUAGUUCAAGAGAUUUCUACUGGCGAAGACAAAGAUAACUUUGGUCUUCAAGAAGAAGUUAAUUGUGAUAAACAUGCAGCCGGAUCAAUAUUGGAUCACAUUAACUUGAAACAAGAUGGAAAGCAGGACAUAGCUCCAUCAAGUACAAGCAGGGCUGUGGAUCUUUUAACAGAUAUGAACCAAAGAGAAGAUUGUGCUAUUCAAAGUGACAAGGAGCAAACAAUUGAAAACAGCAUGUUUGACAUUCAGAUGGGGGACCUGGGUGCGUUGGAGCGGCUUGAAGUGGACAAGGAUUUUUCUGUUAGUGAUUUUUCUGAAAUUCUCGACUCUUGCUUUGACAUGGAUAUGGUUUUUCACACAUCAGAUACUGUGUCUGAAAGUCAGGAGAAUGGUCUGAUUUUGGAGGAGGGCACAAAAAAAAAUUCCGUGCUUGAAUUGCAACUGAAGGAGAUGGAGCUGGAGAAGCUCAUGUACAAUUCAGGAGUGGGGGAGUCAACUUCUUGUCCAAGUGCCAAUGGUGAAAUGGAAGAGGGAGAAAUCUCUGAUGACUUCAUGGCUAUUGAUGCAUCAUUUGAUACCUUAUCUGAAGAUAUUGUAUUAAUGCAAGAAAAAACUGUUGAAAUGGAGCAUGCUUCACAGGCAGCUCCUGGUAAAGAAUUCAUUUGUGAUGCUGAAGUUAGUGGAGAUAUGCAGCAUGAAAUGGCUGAUGCGUCACUAAUUGAAACAAUGAAUAGAGACAAUAAUUGUACAAGGAUAGAAAGCAGAACAACUGUUGCACAUGUGGAAGAUAGUUGUGUGAAAAGUGUUGCUUCUGAUGGGGAAGCAGGGACUCAAAGCAGUGGCCCUAGAGUUUCUUGUGUGGAAAAUGGAACUCCGGUUGACAUAAUCAUACAACAGAAUGCUGCUGAAAGUCAAUUGUCGGAUAUCAUUGAAAUGAAUGGAGAUAUGAAGAAAAAAAGAAAGAAGGGUCCCCUGACUAAGGAAAAGAGAGCUAAGAAAAAGAAAAAGGAGAGAAUCAAACGAGCAGAAAAGAACAGAAAACUUGGGGUUAAAAGAUUAAAGCUGCCUCCAAUUACAAAAAAGAAGAAGAUAGUAUAUUGCCGACAUUACAUUCACGGAAGAUGCCAUGAGGGUGAGAAAUGCAAAUUCUCGCAUGAUACAGUUCCCUUGACAAAGUCUAAGCCCUGUGGUCAUUUUGCUCGUCGUUCCUGCAUGAAAGGAGAUGAUUGUCCUUUUGACCAUGAACUCUCUAAGUAUCCAUGCAACAACUAUGCUACACAGGGUUUCUGCACUAGAGGAUCUGACUGUUUGUUCUCACAUGAGAUACCAGCCAAUCAGAAUCUCUCUGUGUUGACUAAGGAAGGAUCUUCCACAGCAUCAAAGGUCCCCAAGCCUGGACUGAAGUUACCAUCGUCACUGAAAAACUCAGACUCUAGCAAGAUAGCCGAUAACCAUGGUGUGUUUAGUCAGAAAAAUGGUGCUAAAUUAUUUUCUGCUGAGAACAACUCCCUGCAUCAGGGUAUUGGACCAGCCUCAAAAACUACGGGGAAAGUACCCAAAGGAGUAAGCUUCCUUUUGAAUGAAGAGAACUCACGUUGUGAAAGCAGUGGUAGCAAACAAAGCGGAUCGACUUUGAAAACAAGUGUUGGUGGUAGUGAAACAGCCAAAUUUGCCAUCAGUGCUGAUAAGAUAAAUGAACUGCCCGAGAGGGCAGUUCUGAAGAAACCACGGGGAUUGAAUUUUCUCUCCUUUGCCAAACUACCUGCCGAUGGUUCCACUAGUGAGAUUAUCUCAGGUUUACUUUCGAAACAUAAUAUUUUGACAGGGAAAUCAGUGGCGGAAGAUGAAGGUAAAGUGGCUGGCUCUUUUUUGGGAAGCAGUGGAACUCUUGAAGAUGUCAAUAGCCAGACAAUCCAGAGUGCUCUAUGCAUACAGGGUGCGAAGGAAAACAUAAAUGGAGGCUCUACCUUCGACAAGACGCUUUCGGAUUCUUCAAAGAAGCAAGAUAUUCUUCUUUCCGGCUUAGGUGAGGCUGCAUUGUCAUUGAUUAAAGAGAGGCAAGGCAAGUUAAGGCAGCUUCCUGACUCCAUGGAAAUACCGAAUUCCUCAAGCGGGGCUGAGGAUCAAUCUGUUGGUCGGAAAGAUGCAGAUUUAAGCAGCAGCAGCAGCAGCAGCAGGUUUUCGAAAACAUCAUUGUUGCAAAAUACAGCUAGUUCUGCUGCAGUCCGGUCAACAUUAGCAUUUGCUGCAAAGUUUGAGGGCGCAGUUAGAGCUGGUUCAUUUCUUUGGUAAUGGAGGAAGCUAAUAGAAAAAUGAGUCAUGAUGGAUGGAUCCAACAGGUCAGUAAUGCUUUUCUUUUAUAUGGAAACAAAUUCGUUCAAUCAACUUAAAUGUAAAUGUUAUUAUUAUUAAAUUUACAUAUUUACAUCAUGGAUUGAUAUCA
Molecule: messenger RNA, 2718 nt
Organism: Andrographis paniculata
Lineage: Eukaryota; Viridiplantae; Streptophyta; Magnoliopsida; Lamiales; Acanthaceae
Product: zinc finger CCCH domain-containing protein 65-like
Exons: 7
Coding region: 3-2567 (854 amino acids)
Biological process (GO): negative regulation of DNA-templated transcription
Cellular component (GO): nucleus
Molecular function (GO): RNA binding; metal ion binding
Source: RefSeq, a predicted model, not a curated record